Molecule: messenger RNA, 1551 nt
Organism: Fomitiporia mediterranea MF3/22
Lineage: Eukaryota; Fungi; Basidiomycota; Agaricomycetes; Hymenochaetales; Hymenochaetaceae
Exons: 5
Source: RefSeq, a predicted model, not a curated record
GUGUCACAUACAAAGCAGGAGGCGAAUGGACACGUUCCAGAACCUGUUGCGGGCAUUACUGUCAUUGAUAGCGAUGUGCUCGAGCCGGAACCUGUCAUACAAGGUGGUCUCAUGCGCAACGAUGCAAAACACACUUUCCGAGCACCGGCGAAGCCGAUUGAGCCUCCAACACCUCGAACUUCUAUGCUAGGUCUGGAUAUACUUGCGAGGGAGAAGCGCGCUGCCGCAGCCCUUGAGAACGAGGCACGGAAUAAACGUCCAAGAACCAACGGCGACUCUAGUGAGGCAGUGUUCAAGGUACCUGCAUUGCCUGCGAGGCGAUUAGACAACAUGCGACACCGAGGUGAAGAAACGCCUUCGCACCCUGGAGGACUUUCAGAAACUGCUCGACAGCGUUUGGAUGAGUUCAGACGGAAUCGUGAUAAGCAACGAGAGGGUCUUAAUGUCCGCGAGGAGCCUAGAAGGGACGCGCCUAAGGGGCUUGGUGACUUCCAGCGACGUUCAAACAGGGAUAACGGCUGGGGAAGACGGGGUGGUGAUAGAAACAGGAACAGAGAUGCGCGGAACGGCUGGACACCGCGGAGCGAACGUGGUUCUGGCAGAGAAGAUGGGCCCAGUGUUCGCAUCCCGAACGCCGCAUGGGAUUCAACACCACGAGUUGGGCGAGAUGGAGAGGGCGGUGGCUGGGGUAGCGCUCGCACGAGAGGCUGGGAUGCUCCUACACCACGCAUUGCUAGAGGGGAGAGCCCAGAGGAGGAUGGUGCGUUAAACUUGAAUGUCCAUGAAUGGGAGGAAGAGCAGGUACGACUGGAUCGGGACUGGUAUAUGGGAGCGGAAGAGGGUGGGGUCGCAGGCGAUGAGGAACAUAACCCGCUCUCAGCAUACGAUGACCUCGAGCAGCUUAAACAGUUGGAGAUCGCUAAUAAGCAGACAAAGAAGAAAAUUUCAGCGAAGCAGGCGCAAUACAAUGCGGACAAUGACCUAUGGGAAACAAAUCGAAUGGUUACGUCUGGUGUCGCAACACGAAAAGCUCUCGACCUCGACUUCGAAGAUGACUCAGAAUCGGCCGUUCACGUUAUGGUACACGACUUGAAGCCUCCGUUCCUCGAUGGUCGCACUGUCUUUACGAAGCAACUAGAACCUGUCAACCCAAUUCGUGACCCAACCUCAGACCUCGCCGUCUUCGCUAGAAAAGGAAGCGCACUCGUCAAGGAGAAACGUGAACAAGCAGAACGUGCCAAGGCAGCGGCGAAGCUUGCAAACCUCGGUGGGACGAGUCUAGGUAAUAUAAUGGGCGUUCGUGAUGAAGAAGCAGAUGCAGAAGCUGAGGCGGAGGCAAAGGAAAAAGAAAAGGCACAGACUGGCGAGAAGGAGAAUUAUAAGGGCGAUUCUAAGUUUGCGAGUCAUCUUAAAGCUGGAACGGCCAGUUCGUCUUUUGCGAGAUCGAGGACGUUGAAGGAGCAAAGGGAAUAUUUACCUGCGUUUGCUUGUCGAGAGGAGCUGCUACGAACGAUUCGUGACAACCAAGGUAUGUAUAUUUGCUUUAACUAG